AUGGAACAAGAUCGAAUCAGCGAAUUACCAGACGAAAUCUUGCACCACAUACUUUCAUCCAUGGCAACAAAAUUCGCAGUUAAAACAAGUAUUUUGUCAACCCGGUGGCGCCACCUCUGGAAGUUCAUCUCCACAAUUCAUUUCGACUCCUUUCCAUAUCAUCCCUUCCGCUCCAUCGAUUACAGCUUCGUGGAUGGAACCUUAGAGCAUCACAAAGCCCCUCAACUCCACAAGUUUCUUGUAUCAACCACCAUUCGCGGUGACCUCUACACCAAUCUCGUUCCCAAGUGGGUUGAUUUCGCCUUGGCGCGCCAAGUUCAAGUUCUGAAACUGGAUUUCAAAACGUCCCCACUUCCUGAUGAAGUCUUUGAUUUGCCUCCUUCAUUUUAUGCACAACAUUACUCACAAUCUUUGAAACAAAUCUCUCUCGGUUGUGCUCAUUUGAAUCCUACAUUGAGUUUCGAGGGCUUUUCUUCUCUUAAAGAGCUGCGUCUCUGGCGUUGCAAGCUCAGUGAUGAAGUCGUGCAAGAAAUUGUUUUGAAGUCUAAACUUCUGGAGAGCUUCACCAUUGACAAGUGUAGAAUCCUUAAGUAUGUGAGAAUUUUCGGGCGUUCUGAUAUGCGGUUGAAGCAUUUCACGUUUGUUUGGAGACCUCAACAAANGCUUGCCAUGGCACCCCGCGGUUUCAAAGUACUGUACUUAAAACACGCCAAAAAACUCAGCUUUUAUAAAAUGAGUGAUGCUCAUUGUCAGUCUCGUUCUCAUACAUGCUGUCAUCGUGGUUUGCCGUUAUCAUCUGAGUCUGAAGUGUCUUAG
This is a messenger RNA of Pistacia vera, 816 nucleotides long. Its product is annotated as F-box/LRR-repeat protein 25-like. Gene Ontology annotation, molecular function: protein binding. The transcript has a single exon. The coding region runs from base 1 to 816 and encodes 271 amino acids. The record is from RefSeq and is a predicted model, not a curated record. NCBI's taxonomy places the organism in Eukaryota, Viridiplantae, Streptophyta, Magnoliopsida, Sapindales, Anacardiaceae.